This is a messenger RNA of Closterium sp. Naga37s-1, 831 nucleotides long. The record is from the annotation of a GenBank genome assembly. NCBI's taxonomy places the organism in Eukaryota, Viridiplantae, Streptophyta, Zygnematophyceae, Desmidiales, Closteriaceae.
AUGAAUGCGGGGAGAGGGACCGGCGCAAGAGGGAACGUGGGGAGAGGGCCCGGUGCGAUAGGGAACGAGGGGAGAGGGACCGGUGCGAGAGGGAACGCGGGUAGAGGGAACGCGGGGGAUGGGACCGCGGGGAGGGGGACCGGUGCGAGAGGGAACGCGGGUAAAUGGAAGGCGGGGGGUGGGACCACGGGGAGAGGGACAGGUGCGAGAGGACACGGUGGGAGAGGUGCCCGGGGAAGAGGGGCCAGUGGGAGAGGGGCCGGGGGUAGUGCUAACGGGGGGAGCGCUCCUGGUGGGACUGGAACCGCUAACUCGUUGUCCGCGCUCCAUGAGGGGGAGGCGAAAGACAUGGAACGGGUGAGGGGAACGCGGACGGACAACGAGGUCCCGAUCGCGGAUUGGAACCGGCUUGGUGUGGACGACACACCUGCCACGAAAAGAGAGAUGUGCAUGGGAAUCCUCUACGGUCUAUCCGAGGCCACGCUGAAGAAGAAUCACGGUUGGGCCAACGAGUACAAGCGGUUCAUGGCGCACGAGCUGCCAAAACUGGACGAGGGUAGGUUCGGGGAGGAGGCUGCGUUGAAAAACACGAACCCAGACGAGAUCGGGGCCGCGCUCGAACAGAACAUGGGUGGUAGUUGGAAGAUGGCGAAGGGCGACGAACAGCCCUGCAAUGAGACGGAGAAAGAAGAGCGGCAGGCCUUCUUGUUUAGCAACAUGCCUGCAUGCUCUCCGCCCCCCUCCCUCACUCUCCCCCAACACACACACACCUUGAGUAGGGCUGGUAGCCCCCCUGCGAUGAGGAAGUGGACGCAGGGCGGCAGGCCGUAA